UUAUUAAAUAUACUACAGUACAGACUGCAGUUACACCACUGCAACAUCUUUUUGUCUAAAUAUAAAUUUAUACUUUUAAAAUAAUGUAAAAGAACAACAAAAAACCUGGGAGAUGAACAAAGAAAAAAGAACACCUCAAAUGUAGAACUGCUUCAGUUUUUAAUUACAUUAAAAAUACAACAGGGAGAAUUUAAUUUUGUUUUAUUUUUUUCUGCAUAUUGAAAUGUCUGUGUUUAUUCCAGUAGAAGUUUACCUGAGACACUCUGACUUUCUUUUCAAAUUCUAUUAUAUAGUGUUUCUGUAGAUCCUGCAGUGAACUCUCCUGUGAACACUGGGACUUUUUUAAAAAUACAAAUCUCUGUUUUAUAGCAUUUAUGAGUCCAUACAGUGACAGUAAAGAAAACAUAUGUAACAGACCAAACAAAAGAGGAUAUAUACAGGAUAUUACAGAAAAGCUAACUGACUCCUGAAUAAUUGAUGUCUCCACACACUAAUGCAGUAACAAAUUAAGUACAUUAAAACAGUAGUAAUCAGUUUAUUAGUGUCUACUGCUCUAAAUAGUGGAAAUGGUUUAUGUAGAAAUGUUUAAUUUCGUUAGAGGUUUGAUUCUUCAUGCCAUUUCUUUUACAUGUACUGAGCUGAAUGUUAACAUGAUGUUAUCUGUUCAUCUGUGGAGAGGCUGCAGGUCUCAGCUUGACAAAAAUGUGGAUCCGGCAGUGUGUUUAUUUUUCCAAAGAAACAUGAGGAACGGGUUUUGUAAGCUCUAAAGUCACUCAGGGUUUCACAUUCAGUGCAUUCACAUUCUUAGUGCUGACAAGAUUCAAACGAUGCAUUUUGGCAGCCUUCGUCAUUGUGUCCUCUUCUUCCUCAUCCUCACAGUCAUCACUGCUCCUACUCUGGCUUUCACUUCUGUAAUGGUGAAGCUGAAUCAGUCUGCUGUCCUUCCCUGUAAACAGAACUGCUCUGAUUCACUGUGGACUGUGAUUGAUAAACCACGUCUUAUUGUGGCUGAGUGUAAUCAGACAUCAUGCUGGUCAAAGGAGGGGUUUAACAUGUCUCAUGAUCAGUAUCUGAAGGGAGAUCUGUCUCUCACCAUCAAUUCAGCUGAUUACAGUAACAGAGGUUUGUACACGUGUGAAUGUGCUCAUGCAGAGGUCAAUACUGUACAGCUCAGCAUUGAGACUUUGAUGCGGUUAUCUAAUUUAAAGUCUGGAGAAGAUUUGAUCCUACACAAAUCAGACUACACAGAGUUGAUUUAUAAAAGUAAAUAUUCACAUGAUCUGUACGGUGAACAGAUCUGCAAUGUGACUGAAGACUCACUUCAGUGUAAUGAUGAAUAUAAACACAGAGCACUACUGAAAGACUCAGAUCUAAUACUGAAGAAUCUAAAACCAUCAGAUAGUGGAGUUUACACCAUCCGGGACACACUGUAUAAAUACAUCAUUCUUAUUUGCACUCUCUCUGUGAAAGAUCCUGCAAUUUCUCGAAUAAUAGUGAAUCGUCAUGGGUCUGUUACACUCAACUGCACACGGAAUUGUACUGGUUUGGUUGAAUGGAUCAAUAAGAAUAAUAAACAUGUGGUGGCUUGGUGUAAUCAGACAUCAUGCAACACAGAGAAGGGAUAUAAUAUAUCUCAUGAUCAGUACCUGAAGGGAGAUCUGUCUCUCACCAUCACUGAGGCUUAUUACAGUAUGAGGGGUGAAUACUGGUGCAUGUGUAAUAAGAAGUGCAUCAGUGAAUUUGAUGUCUCCAUUCAGACUGAGAACUCUUCAGUUCAUUUGAAGCCUGGUGAAAAUCUGCUCAUGGAUUUGCCCAGAAGAGAGUCAGUGGAGGUGAUUUAUAGAAGUACCAGGAGUUUUGCUGAUGAUGCAGACGAUAAAAACAUCUGUAUAUUUGAACACGGUUCUCUGGAGUGUACUGAUGCAUACACACGCAGGAUAUCUCCAGUUCUCAAACUGGAACAUGUGAACCUGACUGACAGUGGAGUUUACACCAUCCAGAGCAGGAACAGUCAGGAAGCCUUUUUCAACUACAACAUGUUUGUGGAAGAAGACCAGCCAAGACCAGAGGAGAAGAUCUGUAUUUCAUAUUUGGUGUUUGUGCUGGUAGUUGUGCUGGUAGUUCUCCUACUGGUAGUCACUGGAGUGUGCAUUUACCUGAAGUGCAAACGGAAGGAACGUGUGGUGAAUGAAGUUCAGUAUCGUCCUGUUUAAUAAGAUAUUCUAGAAACAACUCUGACUCUUUUAUCCAGAAAGUGUAAAGGAUGCAUGAUGUGUUGAUUUUGAAUUAAUGACUUCUAUCAUUUGUUUAUUAAUAACCUCACUGUAAAUGAAAACUGCAUGUAUUCCUGUACCUGUUAAACCCUCAGUUUAAAACACACACACUCUGACCUCUGACACACUCUGCCGGUGUGAGGUAGGGGCUCUGGGACUGCUCAAGUAAGACAUGAGUCUGUCUCUGUUGCUGUACAAAAUUAAUAAAUAUGAUCUUUCUGUCAUAAAUGAAACUUUGCAUGAACUGUUCGGUAAACAUGAGUAGUUGUUUGUGACUAGAAAUUGUUUUUACCAAAGAUUGCUUGUGCAAAUUAUUCAGUGAUUGCAGUGUUUUCUUUUCUUAAGUUUCUGUGCUUGAAUCAUUUCUCUAAAAGCUCAAUAUGUCAGGAUCCAGCCUGGAUUUUGCCCACAUGCUUUUUUUUUUUAUUAAAUCCUGCUUAUUUUAUGCUAUCCUUCAUUUGGGUCUGUUUUUAUCCUUGCAUUGCUGACACAAUGUAAUGAAUGAUUAAAGUCCUUCCUCUCUUAUGUUCCACAAGGAGCAUUGCAUCCCGUUAUGCAGCAGUACAAUAAAUUGUGAAUCUCUGAUGAAGAGGAGCUGAUUCAUGGUUAAUAAAACUCAGAGUACAAAUACAA
Molecule: messenger RNA, 2906 nt
Organism: Tachysurus fulvidraco (yellow catfish)
Lineage: Eukaryota; Metazoa; Chordata; Actinopteri; Siluriformes; Bagridae
Exons: 7
Coding region: 828-2213 (461 amino acids)
Source: RefSeq, a predicted model, not a curated record